Molecule: messenger RNA, 2261 nt
Organism: Impatiens glandulifera
Lineage: Eukaryota; Viridiplantae; Streptophyta; Magnoliopsida; Ericales; Balsaminaceae
Exons: 2
Coding region: 307-2094 (595 amino acids)
Molecular function (GO): zinc ion binding
Source: RefSeq, a predicted model, not a curated record
AUCGUCUGUCUGUCUCUCUGUCUAGCGGCAACACGACCUAAAACACUUCAUUGGAUUUGACCCGACCGACGCGACCAGUUUUGAAGGGUAAUUUCCCUAUGCUUUCUUUCUAUCUGUUCAGACGGUUCAUGUGAGGCUUUUCUCGUCUCUUUACAGACAUUGUUGCGGAAUCUCUGAUUGAUAAGAUCGUAUAGUAAUUUCUCUUGUUAGUGUUGAUUUCUGCUAUGCAAAGAUGGGGAAACGACUAUGAAAAGGGGUUUUGUGUUUGGCUGAAGUUCCGAAAUCGCUAGCUAGCUAGGCAUAUUUAUGGCUGGGGAGCUUGUAAGCGUAUUUGAAGAUGCAUCUAUUCUUCUAACAGACCAUAAUCUGGUAAUAGGUCAAGAGUUUCCUGAUGUCGAGACAUGUAGAAGAACACUAAAAGAUAUCGCCAUUGCCCUUCAUUUUGACCUAAGGAUAGUGAAAUCAGAUCGUAGCAGGUUUAUAGCUAGAUGCUCAAAAGAAGGUUGUCCAUGGCGUAUACAUGUAGCUAAAUGUCCUGGCGUUGCCACCUUUACUAUAAGAACCCUUCACAGUGAACAUACUUGUGAAGGGGUUAGAGACCUUCAUCAUCAACAAGCAUCUGUUGGAUGGGUUGCCAGGUCGGUUGAAGCUAGGGUUCGUGAUAAUCCACAGUACAAACCAAAGGAAAUUCUAGAGGAUAUUCGAGAACAACAUGGAGUUGCAGUUUCGUAUAUGCAAGCUUGGCGUGGAAAGGAAAGAAGUAUGGCUGCUCUUCAUGGGACUUUUGAGGAAGGCUAUGGCUUUCUUCCUGCAUACUGUGAACAGAUUAAAAAGACUAAUCCAGGAAGCAUUGCAUCCGUUUUCUCUACUGGAUUGGAUAACUGUUUCCAUCGAUUAUUCGUUUCUUUUCGAGCUUCGAUUUAUGGGUUUAUCAAUGCCUGCAGGCCGCUUCUGGAGCUCGACAAAGCAAAUUUGAAAGGGAAAUAUUUAGGUUCUUUACUCUGUGCAGCCGCCAUUGAUGCAGAUGGAGCUCUGUUUCCUUUAGCUGUGGGAGUUGUUGAUGUUGAAAGUAACGAUAACUGGAUGUGGUUCAUGUCCGAACUCAGGAAGCUUCUAGGACUCAAUACCGAAAAUAUGCCUAGACUAACCAUUCUAUCGGAAAGACAACCCGGGUUAGUUGAGGCAGUUGAAACCCAUUUCCCAAGUGCCUUUCAUGGGUUUUGUCUACGUUAUAUAAGCGAGAAUUUCCGUGAUACUUUCAAAAGCUCCAAAUUGGUUAACAUAUUCUGGAACGCAGUUUACGCGCUCACAUCAGCUGAGUUUGAAACAAAAGUUUCCGAAAUGGUGGAAAUUUCGCAAGAUGUAAUCCCUUGGUUUCAACAAUAUGCCCCUCAGCUAUGGGCGGUUGCGUAUUUUGAAGGAGUUCGUUACGGUCAUGUUACAUUAGGGAUAACUGAGAUUUUGUAUAAUUGGGCAUUAGAAUGUCACGAACUUCCAAUUGUGCAGAUGAUUGAACAUAUUCGUAAUCAAAUUGUGGUUUGGUUUGAAGAACGACGAGAUAUGGGUAUGAGGUUGACUUCUAUUGUUGUUCCGUAUGCGGAGAAGAAGAUAUUCGAAGCGAUUGCGGAUGCUCGUUGCUAUCAAGUACUUAGAGCGAAUGAAGUUGAGUUUGAGAUUGUUUCGAGUGAGAGGACGAACAUUGUUGAUAUAAGGAGUCGAGUUUGUUCGUGUAGGCGUUGGCAGAUUUAUGGUUUGCCUUGUGCACAUGGAGCAGCUGCUCUGAUUUCAUGUGGGCAGAAUGUUCAUAAAUUUGCAGAGCUUUGUUUUACUGUUGAUAGUUAUAGGGAGACUUAUUCGCAGAUGAUUAAUGAAAUUCCUGAUAAGAGUUUGUGGGGAGGAGAUGGAGGUGCGGAAGGUUCUAAUAAGAUGGUUGUUGAAAAUGCUAUUCGACCACCUAAAACUAGAAGGCCACCAGGAAGGCCUAAAAAGAAGGUUCUUCGGGUAGAGAAUUUGAAGAGACCGAAGAGAGUUGUUCAAUGUGGCCGGUGUCAUUUGUUGGGACAUUCUCAAAAGAAAUGCACAAUGCAAAUUUGAUUACUUACUCUAGUACUUAACUCUCAAGAUUCUUAUAAGCUUUUUAAUGAUAUUCUCUGUCAGAUUUCUUUUGUUGUUGAUUGGUUUGUAAGCCUGGUAUAUGAUUUGUUCAUCAAUGCACACUAUCAUUUGGUUUUCCAUGAAUGCAAACAAGCAGGUUUCUUUCA